Molecule: messenger RNA, 330 nt
Organism: Prunus armeniaca (apricot)
Lineage: Eukaryota; Viridiplantae; Streptophyta; Magnoliopsida; Rosales; Rosaceae
Source: the annotation of a GenBank genome assembly
AUGGAGUGGUUGGUGUAUUGCAUAGUUUUAGAGAUUGGAUUUCACUCAAAACCACCAAAUGACUCCUCCCACCAUAUUAUGUUGUUCCCCAAGUUUUGGGACUCAAUCCGAUAUCGAUUGGUCCAGAAAUUGGACUAUUCAGGUUCGUACGAAGUUCGUUCUGAAAUGGAGUGGUUGGUGUAUUGCAUAGUUUUAGAAUUGGAUUUCACUCAAAACCACCAAAUGACUCCUCCCACCAUAUUAUGUUGUUCCCCAAGUUUUGGGACUCAAUCCGAUAUCGAUUGGUCCAAGAAAUUGGACUAUUCAGGUUCGUACGAAGUUCGUUUCUGA